AUGGAUAAAAAUAUUGAAAAUUUUUUAAAAGAACAUAAAGAUUUUACAUAUGAUGAAACCAACAAAAGAAUAAAAUGCACAACAACAAAUCAUGAAAUGCCCUUAAAGUUCGAUCUUUUAAAACAACACUUGGAAUCAAAAAGAUAUAAAACAGAAAAAAACAGAAAUUUUGACUUUUCAAUUUAUGAAGAAAAACAAAUUAUUCAACACAAAAAAGCAAACAAAUUGUAUUGUAUUUUAACCUCAACAGAAUUAAACAAAGAUAAAGAAGAAAUUGAAAAUCACAUUAAUGGUAGAAAAUAUAGAUUGGCUGUAGAAAAGAAAACCAUAUCAAAAAGUAGAAAGAAGAAACAAAUGUCAGAUUCUUAUGAAGGUGAAGAGGAUGAUAUGGAAAAAGAGGAAGAAGAGGAAGAAGAAGAAGAAGAGGAAGAAGAAGGUGAUGAUGAUGACAGCGAAUUUGAAUUCUUUGACUAUGAUAAAGAGGGUGAAAGAAUCGGUGAAAAUGGUGAAAUUGUUGAAAAAGAAGAUGAUGAGGAUAGUGACGAAGAUGAUGAGGAUGGUGAAGAUGGUGAGGAUGAAAUUGAAAGUGACGAAGAUGAUUUUGAAGAGGUUUUAGAAAGUGAAGAAGAGGAAAACUUUAAUCUUAUGGAUGAUGAUUUUGAAGGUUAUGACUAUGAAGCUUUUGAAAAAGAAGAACAAGAAAAAAAAGAGAAAGAACAAAACCAAAGUAAAAAAGCAUCACAACCACAAAAACCACAACAACAAAAACCACAACAACAAAAACCACAACAACAACAAAAACCACAACAACAAAAGCCACAACAACAACAACAAAAGCCACAACAACCACAACAAAAGCCAUCACAAAAUCAAAAAUCAAACCAAAAUAAAGAAAACAAUGAUAACAAAAAGAGAAAGUUUGAAAAUACAAAUAAUCAAAAUAAGAAAUUUAAAACUAAAUAA
Dictyostelium purpureum is the source of this 963-nucleotide messenger RNA. RefSeq lists its product as uncharacterized. Bases 1 to 963 code for a protein of 320 amino acids. The record is from RefSeq and is a predicted model, not a curated record. The transcript has 2 exons. NCBI's taxonomy places the organism in Eukaryota, Evosea, Eumycetozoa, Dictyosteliales, Dictyosteliaceae.